AUGUGGAGGACAUCAGUGAUAGGCCUGACCUGUCUAGGCCUGCUUCCAUCUGUGCUGGGAACGGAUAUAUUGAGCACCAGUGGAGUGUCCGACUGCGCGAAUGGAACAUCUUCGAUCACAAUCAACAAUGUCAGCAUCUCCUUCGAUCGAUCAUCCGACAACAUAACCUUCGAUGCUUCCGGCACCAGUACCCAAGACCAAUAUGUCACGGCAGAUCUGGUCAUCACAGCAUACGGAGUACAAGCGUAUCAGAAGUCCUUUGAUCCUUGUUCUUCCUCGACCUACGUUUCCCAACUCUGUCCUGUGCCCGCAGGCAACUUUUCGGCAAGCGGCACCCAACAAAUCCCAUCAUCGUACGCGACUCUCAUCCCUUCAAUCGCGUACUCGCUUCCCGACCUGGAUGGUACCGCUCAAUUGACGCUCAAGAAUAAAGGCGGACAAACAAUCGCCUGUGUAGAAGCCGGUGUUACCAAUGGUAAGACUGUGUCGUUACCGGCCGUCUCGUACGUUGCGGCCGUGAUAGCAGCGGGGGCUGCAGCAGUCUCACUCCUAGGCGCUGCUGCGGCAGGUGCGCAUCCGGGCUCGUCCACCUCGAGUCCUGGCUUCUUUGAAGUCAUGUGGUGGUUUCAGGGAUUGGCCAUGAACGGCAUGCAUUCGGUUCCAUAUCCCACCAUCUACCGAAGUUUCGCGAAGAACUUUGCUUUCAGUACCGGUAUUAUCAACUGGGCUGGGUUGCAGAACUCGAUCGACACUUUCAGACAACAUACUGGAGGCAACUUGACGGACGACAACUACGAAUACCUCAGAAACACCACUCUGGUCUUUUCUGAUGGCUCUACUUCCAAAACGACGACCUCGAUCGCCAAACGAGCUCUUUCUCUACUCCUCAGAGACGUGACUACCUCUGUCAACAGUACGACCUCCAGCUCAACCUCCACCACAGGGUCCACGAGCACGUCGCAUCUCGUGCAGGGUAUUGAGGCAUACGUCGAACAGCUCACCGUUCCACAAGCCAACACGUUCAUGACGAUCUUGUUGAUCUUUGCAAUCUUGAUUGCUGUCAUAGUCGUCGGCAUUCUGUUGUUUAAGGUCGUCCUUGAGGCUUGGUCGCUGUUUGGCACGUUUCCAAAGUCCUUGACCACAUUCCGCAAAGAGUAUUGGCGGGUUCUGGCCCAGACGAUUACUGCUCUUAUUCUUCUUCUCUAUGGAGUCUGGACGCUAUACUGCAUCUUCCAGUUCACCCAUGGCGAUUCGUGGGCUGCGAAACUCCUUGCCGGAUUAACUUUGGGCACCUUUACUCUUCUCCUCGCAUUUUAUAUCUGGAAGAUCUGGAGCAUUGUUCACAAGCUAAAAAAGCUGGAGGGCAACGCUGACGCUUUGUACGAGAAGAAGGAGAUAUGGAAGAAGUACAAGCUUUUUUACGAAAACUACAAGCGAGGCUAUUGGUGGCUCUUCGUCCCUGCCAUUAUCUACAUGUUCGCCAAAGGAUGCGUACUGGCAGCGGGUGAUGGCCACGGUAUGUUUCAGACCGUUGGGCAACUAGCCAUCGAGGCUUUGAUGCUCAUCGUGCUACUUUGGAGCCGCCCGUACAACCGCAAGUCCGGAAACUGGAUCAACAUCAUCAUCCAGAUUGUUCGCGUCAUCUCGGUUGUGUGCAUCUUGGUCUUUGUGGAAGAGCUUGGAAUUGCGCAGACGACAAAGACAAUUACCGGUGUGGUCUUGAUCGCGGUUCAGUCCGGUCUGACAGUCAUACUGGCCUUGUUGAUCGCUGUCAACAGCAUCAUCACCUGCUGCAAAGAGAACCCACAUCGCAAACGUCGCAAGGCUGCGGAGAAGCACCUGUCUCAAGAUAUCGAAGGCGAUGCUUUCUUGAUGGAGCCAAACCCUUAUACCUCAUCGCCAUUUGGUCCUUCCAAGAAGAAAACCGACCCUGCACAAGGCUAUGAGCCAGUGCGUGCCGAUGCUUACUCACGCUUCGGGCCUCGACGAGAAGACAGUGAAGAGAACCUUGUCAAGGGUGCCGCGGGUAUGGGCUAUUCUGGGUAUCGAAGCGUGAGUCAUGGCAGGUCUGAGACUGAUGGAAGCCCCCCUCCUUUUUCACGCGAACCCAAACUGCCUGAUCUGGCUUUCGAGCAGUAUCGGCAUAAAUAG
Exophiala viscosa is the source of this 2151-nucleotide messenger RNA. RefSeq lists its product as uncharacterized. Lineage: Eukaryota; Fungi; Ascomycota; Eurotiomycetes; Chaetothyriales; Herpotrichiellaceae. Gene Ontology annotation, biological process: transmembrane transport; fungal-type cell wall biogenesis. Bases 1 to 2151 code for a protein of 716 amino acids. The transcript has 2 exons. Gene Ontology annotation, cellular component: membrane. The record is from RefSeq and is a predicted model, not a curated record.